AUGGCAGAUCACUUUGGAGGUGCAAUCUCUCUCUCAAGAGAACUCUCUAACACUUCUGAUUCCUCCUCCUCCACCUCCGAGCAUAGCCCGAGAAGUGUUCCUACACUCUCCACCACUCCUGUGACAGGAGACUCUCCUUCAAGACUAGGUGGACCCCGCAACAAUACCUCGCCUGAUGAUCAACACCGCCAACAACAACACAACAACAUCCAAUCAGUUCAGAUUCAGAGAAAGCCAAGAGGCAGACCACCAGGCUCAAAAAACAGACCUAAACCACCCAUCAUCAUCACCAAAGACUGCGAAUCCUCCAUGAAACCAGCCAUCCUCGAGAUCUCCGCUGGUUCUGAUGUGAUCGAAACCAUAAUCAACUUUGCUCGUAGAAACCAUGCGGGCAUAAGUGUCAUCAGUGCAACUGGGUCUGUCGCUAAUGUUACUCUUCGCCACCCAGUUUCUCAUACUCCUCCUCUAUCUUUACGUGGACCCUUUAACUUGCUUGCGUUGUUUGGCUCUUUUGUUGGUUCUUUUGCAACAAAUAAAGGAGCAUGCGCUUCUCCUUCUUCUUCUCCUCCUGGUUCUUUGUAUUCUUGUUCUUCUUUUGGGAUAUCUCUUACAGGGGUACAAGGGCAAGUUUUUGGAGGGAUUGUGGCUGGAAAGGUGAUAGCUGCAAGUCAAGUUGUGGUGGUGGCUGCUACUUUCUUGAACCCUACGUUCCACAGACUUCCAAGUGAGAAUGAUGAGGCUGAUCAAGAUAAUAAACCUAGCGUUGGUGGUGGUGGUCCUGCAAGUGAGUCUUGUGUUAGUACUGGCAUGUCCAUGGCUAUUUAUGGUGUGGCUAAUCCAACUCCAGUCAAUUGCCAGAUGCCUCCUCCUGAUGGGACUGCAAAGACUGAGAGGGCUCAAGCCAAGUGGGUGCACGCGGGUUUUAACCCUACAAGAGGUGGGUGA
Molecule: messenger RNA, 945 nt
Organism: Dovyalis caffra
Lineage: Eukaryota; Viridiplantae; Streptophyta; Magnoliopsida; Malpighiales; Salicaceae
Source: the annotation of a GenBank genome assembly